UGGUGAGAUUUAACGAUUCAUAUGUAGGAUCAAGGAUGGUGAUGGGUGAUGAGUGAUGAGUGAUGACCAAAGUGCUCAUUAUAUUAUGGCAUUGUUUUCACUUGAUAAUAUUUGCUUCAUCUGCUAGUGAGCAUGGAGAGUGAAAAUUGCAGAAAGAGUAUAGUGAUGUUACCACAUCUAGCCCAUGGUCACAUAUCUCCCUUCUUAGAACUAGCUAAACAACUUGCCAAAAGAAGUUUCGUAGUCCAUCUUUGUUCUAGUCCUAUCAACCUUGCUUCUAUCAAGAGCAGAGUGCAUGAAAAUGAUCAUGUUCAACUUGUUGAGUUUCAUCUUCCUUAUUCUCCAGAGCUACCUCCUUGUUAUCAUUCCACAAAUGGCCUUCCAUACAGUCUAAUCCCGACCCUCGAACAAGCCUUUGAGAAGGCAGCUCCAGUUUUCAUUGACAUCCUCAGAGACAUUGAACCGGAUUUGGUUAUUUAUGAUUUUAAGCCUUCAUGGCCUGCAGAGGUUGCUCUGUCGCUGAAUGUUCCGGCUGUUUAUUUUGCAGUCACUGCUGCUGCAGCCUCUUGCCUAGUGGCGCAUCUCUGCAAAAGGGCUGGUGAGGAGUUCCCAUUUCCAGAAGUUGGUGGUGUUUCAAUUGACGCGCAGAAGCUUCCUGAACCUGUACUCAAGGCUUUUAGAGAAAAUGUUUUGUGUUUUGAACGGUCAUGCAGCCUUGCUUUUAUUAGGAGUUUUAGAGAAGUUGAAGAAAAAUAUAUCAAUUUUCUACCAGAUCUGGUGCAGAAAAGUAUAAUUCCUAUCGGUCCACUUGUUCAUGAUCCAACAGAUAAUGAAGAUGAUGAGAUGAAGAAUAUUAUAAAAUGGCUGGACAGAAAAGAAAGAUCUUCUGUGCUUUUUGUGUGUUUUGGGAGCGAGAAUUAUCUAUCUGCAGAACAAGUGAUAGAGAUGUCAAAUGCAUUGGAGAUAGCCAAGUGUGCUUUCAUAUGGUCUGUGAGGUCUCCGCAAGGAGAGGAAAACGGAUGUCUACAACUACCAGAGGGUUUUGUGGAAAAGAUAGGAGAUUCAGGAUUGAUUCUGGAGGGCUGGGCGCCACAAAAGGCGAUCCUGGGACAUCCAAGCACCGGUGCCUUUCUCAGCCAUUGUGGAUGGAAUUCUGUGAAUGAAAGCAUGAAACUGGGGGUGCCAAUUAUUGCCAUGCCCAUGAGAGGGGAUCAGUAUACAAAUGCCAGACUUGUGGUGGAAAUUGGCGUUGGUAUGGCAAUAGCAAGAAACACUGAAGGCAAGUUCAAGAGAGAGGAGAUUGCUAAUGUUAUCAACAAGGUUUUGGCUGAAGAAAGCGGUGAAGGUGUGAGGAGGAAAGCUAGAGAAAUAAAGUUAAAGAUAGAGGGGAAAGGAGAGGAUGAUUUGGACAAGGCAGCUGAGGAGCUGAAGCAAGUUUGCAGCAAGAAGACACAAGCAUACUAGUUUUAUCUAUGGUGUACAAAUCCGAAAUUAAGUGUGCAUAUUUGUUUGAUAAGGAUGUCAGAGUCAAAAAUAUUGGGAAUCUGUUUUGUAACAAAAUAAUUGUUUGUAAAUUUGCGGGAUAGCAUAAAAUUCAAUUCUACUA
This is a messenger RNA of Daucus carota subsp. sativus, 1606 nucleotides long. Its product is annotated as UDP-glucosyltransferase 29. Lineage: Eukaryota; Viridiplantae; Streptophyta; Magnoliopsida; Apiales; Apiaceae. The transcript has a single exon. The record is from RefSeq and is a predicted model, not a curated record. Gene Ontology annotation, molecular function: UDP-glycosyltransferase activity. Bases 133 to 1464 code for a protein of 443 amino acids.